UGACGCGUUGCUAUAGUCGGAAAUUUGUCUAGUUGUCUAAAUUCGCUGAGGUUAAAAGCUCGACCAAUUCUGGUAUUGCAGUCAUUAAACACCGUUCAGUUCAUUCAGAAACAUGGGGUCUCGCGUGCCGCUUGCCAUAUUUUGCUUUUUUGCAAUUUUUAACGUGAAUGCAGUUUAUAGUUAUCCAUCAUCCGCUUCUUCUAAUGCCGGGAAAAAUUCAACUUUACAACUUGUGCAUAUGUUAAUGCGUCAUGGGCCGCGAACUCCAGUAAAUACAUAUCCCAACGAUCCCUAUCGCAAUAAUACGUAUUAUCCUUAUGGCUGGGGGCAGUUGACAAAUAAUGCUAAGUCCGAACUUUACAAAUUGGGAAAUUGGUUACGAAUGCGUUACAAGAAUGAAUUAGGUCCUUAUUUCUUCAAUGACUUAUUAUAUGCACAAGCUACUGUUUCUGGGCGUACUCAUAUGACCUUAGCUACACUCUUUGCGGCAAUGUUUCCACCAAAGAAUUCUCUAAUGGAAUGGAAUACUAAGUUAAAUUGGCAACCAAUACCAAUAUACUCAUUACCUGAAAAGGAUGAUAUUUGGCUAAGAAUGCAAGUACCUUGCCCACGAUACGAUCAAGCUUUUCAAGAGGCAUUACAAUUACCUGAAGUAGCUGCAGAACAUGCGGAAAGUCAAAGUUUAUUCGAUGAGUUGUCCAAAAUAACUGGUACCAAUAUUACUACUGCCGAUGAUGUAAACACUAUUUUUGUAAUAUUACAAGCUCAGGAAGCAUACGGCUUAAAAUUACCGGCAUGGAGUAAAAAGUACUAUCCAGAAAAAUUAAGAUUUAUGGCUGAGCAAACCUAUGUUUACAAUGCUUACACCCCUGAAUUGCGUAAAUUAAAGGGUGGUCCAUUUGUUCAGAAAAUGUUCAACGAGUGGCAAAGUAAAGCAAGAGGUGAACUUGUACCAAAAGAUCGUAAAUUCUUCAUGUAUGGUGCACAUGAUUGGACUCUUACUAACGUAUUAGCAACUAUGAAUGUAUGGAAACGUGCAUUUCCACGUUUUUCAGCAAUGGCAUUAUUUGAAUUGCAUAAGGACUUAGACACCGAAGAAUAUUAUGUUGAAAUUUAUUAUAAAUAUGAUCCAAACAAACCAGUUAAAAGACUAACCGUACCUGGUUGCGAAUUUCAAUGCCCAUUGGAAAAACUUAUUAAGCUUACUAAGGCUGUUUUGCCGAAUGGUACUUAUGAAGAGAUGUGUGAACCUAAAAACACGAGUACUUAAUUUUUUAAAAUUAAUUUUAUAGUUCAGUUCAGUUUUUUCUAUAGAGACGGUUUAUUGUGAUAGUUAUACUCAUAAAUUUAGAAAAUAGAAUUUAUUUAUUUAUUAGUCUUAAUAUCUGCACAAUUCAAGUAUUAUUUACCUACAGUGUACAGCAGUUUCCGCAGUAAUUGGUAAAGGAAUGUGUUUCCUUAUUUAGAGGUUCCUUUUUUUUUAAAGAAUGUAUGUA
Teleopsis dalmanni is the source of this 1496-nucleotide messenger RNA. Its product is annotated as venom acid phosphatase Acph-1-like. The transcript is spliced from 7 exons. The record is from RefSeq and is a predicted model, not a curated record. Gene Ontology annotation, molecular function: phosphatase activity. NCBI's taxonomy places the organism in Eukaryota, Metazoa, Arthropoda, Insecta, Diptera, Diopsidae. Gene Ontology annotation, biological process: dephosphorylation. The coding region runs from base 113 to 1270 and encodes 385 amino acids.